Corythoichthys intestinalis (scribbled pipefish) is the source of this 588-nucleotide messenger RNA. It is a transcript of the gene syce3, whose product is annotated as synaptonemal complex central element protein 3. The record is from RefSeq and is a predicted model, not a curated record. Bases 172 to 426 code for a protein of 84 amino acids. Gene Ontology annotation, biological process: synaptonemal complex assembly; spermatogenesis; reciprocal meiotic recombination. NCBI's taxonomy places the organism in Eukaryota, Metazoa, Chordata, Actinopteri, Syngnathiformes, Syngnathidae. The transcript is spliced from 4 exons.
UACAUUUAAAUUUAAACUGAUUAGAACAUAAGGGCACUCCGAUUCCAAUUUUUCGGGUCUAAGCUGCUGAACACGACAGGGUCCUGAAACAAGUUCAUGUGCCCACUGGAGCUAGCUAGAGGAACACUAGCUGCCUACUAGGAAAGUCGGGUACACGACCCAAAACACCUAAUGAACAUGCCUGACACUCCAUUCCCUUCUCAUCCGCAAAACGGUGCUGAAGACUCGUUGGAACAAAACGAGCAUUUGGAGAGAAUGAUAGAUGAAAUGGAGAACAUUGCUGUGCGGUUGACUUGGAUGGCGUAUGACAUGGCUGCCCUGAGGACCAACCCGGAACUGUGGGGGUCCUUGCAGCAACUGAAGGAGGCUCGUCACCAAUGCUCGUUGGUCAUAUUGGGACCCACUGAAGAAACACGUCCGCAGUAACAAUCUAGACACGCAUGAAGUUUUACAUCCAAUGUCUAUUUGCUCCAAGUUCAAGCUUAAAUUCAAAUAUGUUCACUCAGUCAUCAAUACUGCAUGUUUUGUUGUAAUAUUGUUUUGUUGUUUAUACACUGCCAUUCAGAUAUGUUCACAAAGACAAAUAAA